GCUAGCUGCAGGAGCCGAGGUCGACCUUGAAAAUAACAAUGGAUACACCGCCCUGUCCAUCUCCAUCACGCGGAACCAGCCUGAAGCCGCCAAGAUCCUGCUGGCCUUUGGGGCGGACAUCAACCAGCGGGCGAAGGACGGUGACUCCGUGCUCAUGGAAGCCGUGAACUUGGGUCGAGAGGCCAUGGUGGAGGUCCUGCUACAGCACUGUCCGGAUAUGAGUGUUGAGAACAUUAACCGAAAGACUGUGUUCACUCUAGCUCGCCAAAGAUUCAGUUCUCAAAUCAAGGAUAUGAUCCAAGCCCACGAGUCCACCACGUGUCUUGCCGAUGGGCGGGCUUACGUCCUGGGAAGCAUAAAGUAUGACAGCUGCCGUCAACAACAGUGCUGUAACAGUGUCUGGAGGAAUACUGGCCCGGCCCUGGAAUCGUGUGGUAAUCCGUGCAACACGCCAGGGACUCGCCUCGGCACCUGCGUGUUGGUGGGCGAGUGCGUGAGGCUCGAGCAGGUGUUCCUCGUGACCAACGCCGCCGGAGAUGUGGGCAGGACCACCAAGUUCCUCGUCGACCACCGGUGUGACACCAGAGAUGGAAAUAUCCAUGUUUGCUGCCCGACAUCAUAAGGAGAAAAUGCAUCACCAAUAAUUUAUAUCGAAAAAAUUAAUAAUAUUAGUGAUUUGGUAAAAAAAAAAGGUAUGUUAUUACUACGCUGUUUCCUGCACACGCGGUUACCUUACUAACUAAAUGUAGCAUAAAACAACUUAGUCUAUAUUAUUAUUAUAAUUAAUGUCCAUGUGUAACCAUACAGUAAUAGAUUUAUUAGUGGUCCGUAAUUAUAAUUACAAUCUACAUAACCUCAAGUAGAACAAUUGCAGUAGUACAGCAUUGCAAUAAAGUGCACAUCAGUAAUGAUAAGAAAAUAACACAAUAACAAUACGUAUGUCUUCCCAGUGUGAAUCAAGUGCUGCUGAAUGUUCUUGUAAUGUAACACUGAUGCCUCAAAGUGUAAAUAAUCAUCACUAUCUAUCACUAAAAAAA
Penaeus vannamei (Pacific white shrimp) is the source of this 1037-nucleotide messenger RNA. The record is from RefSeq and is a predicted model, not a curated record. NCBI's taxonomy places the organism in Eukaryota, Metazoa, Arthropoda, Malacostraca, Decapoda, Penaeidae.